Pyrgilauda ruficollis (rufous-necked snowfinch) is the source of this 2417-nucleotide messenger RNA. Its product is annotated as acidic leucine-rich nuclear phosphoprotein 32 family member B. The transcript has 6 exons. Bases 244 to 780 code for a protein of 178 amino acids. Gene Ontology annotation, biological process: regulation of apoptotic process. The record is from RefSeq and is a predicted model, not a curated record. Gene Ontology annotation, cellular component: nucleus. NCBI's taxonomy places the organism in Eukaryota, Metazoa, Chordata, Aves, Passeriformes, Passeridae. Gene Ontology annotation, molecular function: histone binding.
CUGGAGCUGAGUGAUAAUAGGAUUUCUGGUGGCCUUGAAGUUCUAGCAGAGAAAACUCCCAACCUGACACACUUGAACCUAAGUGGCAACAAGAUCAAAGACAUCAAUACCCUGGAGCCCUUGCACUUCGUGGUUCUGAUGGGAACAGAUUUGAUCCCAGUUUGAGGCUGGGCCAGUAGUUAAUGGCUCCUCAGUCUGGAAAAGCAGCAGCCAGUUGCUAAAAGAAGCGUGAAAUGGGGCUGGAUGAGUAAAACUGUGGAUGCUCAGUGCCCAGCUGAGAAGGGACCGGGAAAGGGUCGGAGGCAGUUGGAGAAAAAGUUGCCAAACCUCCACAGUCUGGACCUGUUCAACUGCGAGGUGACGAUGCUCAUCAACUACCGGGAGAGCGUGUUCGCCCUCCUGCCCCAGCUCACCUACCUGGAUGGCUUUGAUGCUGACGAGCAGGAAGCCCCUGACUCCGACCCUGAAGCAGAUGGGGAUGCACUGGAAGAUGAUUAUGAGAAUGGGGAAGUAGAAGGUGAGGAAGAGGAAGAUGAUGAGGAGGAAGAUGAUUUGGAUGAAGAAGUCAUUGAUGACGAGGAAGAUGAAGACGAUGAUCUGGAAGGUGAAGAGGAGGAGGAUGGAGUAGAUGAUGAGGAGGAAGAUGAGGAGGAGGAUGGUGAGGAGGAUGAAGAAGAUGAAGCUGAGGAGGACCACCCGUGUGGGGAGAAGAGAAAACGAAGUCUAGAGGAUGAAGGAGAGGAAGAUGCAGAGGACGAAGAGGAUGAUGAGGAUGACUGAUCCCAGCGAGCCAAUCAGUUUUACAGACUCUGACUGUGCUUGUCUUAACCUCCCCGUUGUGUCUGUGUGAGACUGUAAAUCCCUGUCUCCCACUCCUCCUCCUCCCCCUUUGUAUGGCUGCAGCGUCCACAAUAUAUUUUUUUAAGAUUUAGAAUACUGUAGGCAUUCAGGGGAAUCUUCCAUACAAGGCUCACUUUUUUCUCACAAGUAUCUCAUGACCAAAGGCUUUUCUCCGUUCGGUGGUUUGUGCAGCAGCUUAAAAAAAAAAAAAAAAAAAAAAAAAAAAAAAAAUCUCCUCCUUAGGGUAUCUGUGUGUCCGAAAUCAGCUGUGCCACACUGGACCCAGAGCUCCAGCUGUCACCCUGCCAGCACAGAAGGCCUUUGCCACCCUCGUGCCCUCAGCCCAGGGCUCUGGAGAUGCUUUUUGAGCCACCUCGGGUGCAAAAUCUGGUUCGUCUGCGUGGACUCACAACGAUCCUGAGGGUGUCUCAGAUCUGAAAUCAUGGUGAUGUGAUCUCUGGACAUGCUUGAAGAUGCUUUAGUGCUGGGGAUGGGGGGUGCCUGGGGUUUUGGGGGGAGGGGGGAGGGAGGGGCUGCUUGCAUGACCUGGUACCUCUGCCGAUGCACCUUGCAGUAACCCUGCACUUGCUUUCCUAUUUUAUUUUAUAAACUGGAACAUUUUUCCCAAUGGCCACUUAAGAACCAUCCCUAGGGCUGUCCCAGGUGAGGGAGGUUUUUGUGGCUGUGUCUGUGCUGCGGGGAGCCCUGCAGCAGCUUUGGGAAGGGAUAGGGAAUGCAGGUGAGGGGAUACUGCUCCUCCACCCCUCAUUUCACACUGUACAGCCCUGUGCAGCCACCAUCACUGUGAUGCUCCUGCAGACCGUGUUAGCCUGGAAAUUCUCAGGGUCCUUCUGCCAGCCAGUGCCACCUCUGCACGGGCCCCUGGUGCCAGCCUGGCCUGGCCAUCCUCCUCUUCCUCCUCCCGGGAACAGAGCUCCUGCUCCCCCCUUGUGUCCCCGCUGUGGGGGUGGCACCCCGAGCUGGCUGGAGGGAGGACUGGGGGAAGCCAGCCGGGUGCAUGCAGCAUUCCCAACCCCAUUCCCACCUUCCCUGCCAUCCCAGAGGUGUCCAGCCAGCGCAUCCCUUGGGAGAAGGGCCCGGGGAGGGAGGUGGGGGCAGCCCGGGGGUGCAGACAAGCACUGGCACUUUGUGGCAUUCCCGCUGGGGCUCCGAGUGCCCCCGGGGCCGAGCUCCAGCCCUGCCCUCCCCUCCCGGGGGGCGUGGGGUGUGUUCAGCAGCACAUCCCCCUUCCCGUCUCGCUUUGCUGGUGUCUCUUGCAUUGUACAGUCGCUGUGACCAUUCGGAGAAGAAGUAAUCCUGUAAAAUGCAAACUGAGUAACUUAUAAAUGUUUAAGGAAUUUAAAAAAAAAAAAAGAAAAAAAAAAAGUCAGAGCAGCAGUUACUUCUAAUUUUUUUUCCCUGCAUUUUUAGCAGAUUGUAUGGAUUUUAUAUUAGCCUAGUAACUGUCAGGUUUUGAUUGGUCGGACUAGUCCCAGAAAUAAGGAUCUCCAGCCCUUUUGUAUCUUUUGUUACAAAAUUUGGAUAAAACUUUUAAUAAAGACUUCAGUUUUUAAAAA